Austrofundulus limnaeus is the source of this 3043-nucleotide messenger RNA. RefSeq names its product double C2-like domain-containing protein alpha. The transcript is spliced from 11 exons. Gene Ontology annotation, biological process: regulation of calcium ion-dependent exocytosis; exocytosis; spontaneous neurotransmitter secretion. Gene Ontology annotation, cellular component: synapse; extrinsic component of synaptic vesicle membrane. Bases 280 to 1599 code for a protein of 439 amino acids. The record is from RefSeq and is a predicted model, not a curated record. Lineage: Eukaryota; Metazoa; Chordata; Actinopteri; Cyprinodontiformes; Rivulidae.
CCACAGUGGCUGCUGAGGAAKACAUCCCCUCUGCUUCUCUCUCUUCCUCUCAACUCCCUCCUCCUCCUCCUCUUCUCUGCUCUUCAAUCCAACUUGAACUAACGGCGCGCUCAUUUUUUAAUGACUCUCACAGCAUCAGUGCAGCUUCUCGUUUUGCUCCCCGCUCUCCUCUUCGCCACCUGUUAGUCUUCCUCUUCCUCUCUGCUCUGGAAUUCCCUUUUUUUUCCCUCCUCUGUUCUUUUAUGAGGAGUUUCACUCUUAUUCUCUCACUGAGCCCCUAUGACUGUGCGAAAAGGAAACCGUUUAGGCAUCUCCAUCCAGGAGCACAUGGCCAUCGACGURUCCCCAGGCCCCAUUCGUCCCAUACGACAAAUCUCUGCCUACUUCCCACGCCUCUCGCCCACUUCCUCCUUCUCAGAGCCCCUCUCGCCCAAUCAGCUGUCGGCGCCGGCUGCACUCGUCUCGGGUCAAGGUGGAGGGACUGUGGGAGGAGGAGAAGGAGGAGGAGGAGCAAGCGGUGGCCUUCUGUCUCCGCUGUUACCGGGAGCUGCAGGCGGUGGGGGGUCACUGUCGGCCAUGAGCAGCAUGGACACCUCCAUCGAGAUCGACAGCUGUGACAGCGACGACAGCACCUCUCUGGGGACACUAGAGUUUGACCUCCUGUACGAGAAAGCCACAAGCUCCUUACACUGCACAGUCCUGAGAGCAAAGGGUUUAAAGCCAAUGGAUUUCAAUGGUUUGGCUGAUCCUUACGUCAAGCUGCAUCUGCUGCCAGGAGCGUGCAAGGCCAACAAACUGAAAACCAAGAUUGUUCGAAACACACUCAACCCUGUCUGGAAUGAGACGCUCACCUACUGUGGGAUCACCGAGGAGGACAUGUACCGAAAGACUCUGAGGGUGUCUGUGUGUGACGAAGACAAGCUGACACAUAAUGAGUUCAUCGGGGAGUCGAGGGUGGCCCUGCGCCGUGUGAAGCCUGACCAGACCAAACACUUUAACAUCUGUCUGGAGCAUCCACCUCCUCUGCCUUCGCCCACAGCCAUGAGCACGGCCCUGAGAGGAAUCUCCUGCUACCUGAGAGAGUGGGAGACGGAGCAGCAGAGGAGUCUGGAGGAGAGAGGACGUCUGCUGCUCUGCCUCCAGUUCCUCCCGCCAAACCAGGACGGCGAGCUGAAGGGCGAGGCCAAGGAGAGAGCGCGUGGCGGGCUGUGCGUGGGCGUCAAACGCUGCGCCCACCUGGCGGCCAUGGACGUCAACGGCUUCUCUGACCCCUACGUUAAAACGUAUCUGAAGCCAGAUGUUCAUAAGAAAUCCAAGCACAAAACAUCGGUCAUAAAAAAGACUCUCAACCCAGAGUUUAACGAGGAGUUCUUCUAUGAAAUCUCCUUCUCAGAGUUAGCCAACAAGACGCUGGAGGUCACAGUGUGGGACUACGACCUCGGAAAGUCUAAUGACUUCAUCGGGGGCGUGUCCUUAGGGUGCCACUCGCAGGGAGAAACCCUGCAGCACUGGAUAGACUGUCUGAAGAACAAGGGCCAGAAGGUAGAGCGCUGGCACACCCUGACCAACGAGCUGCCCGGAUCCACCCUGCAGGACUGAACCGGGCCUCUUUGUUGCUUCAUCGCAUGCUGGACUCAUCCCACUAAUUUUGUGUUACUGAUGGGGUCUGAUCAGUACUGGACUGCUGGAUGUAGGUAAAACUCCAGAAUGGAAGUAGUUCAUGAAUAGUUAAAGGAUAAAAACUGCCCCUCAGACUUCAUUCGUGAAGAGAAAACAAACUCCUGCUCACGCUGAGGGAGAGGAUGGGUUCAUUAUUCUGCAGUUUGACUCUAUUCUUCAUGCCAGCUCGGCUUGUUUUUAAUAAAUCCUGUCACUUUUUUUUCCCCUUAACUCGACAUUACAACCCCACGGGUAAUGACCACCUGUCACACAGUCCUCUCCCCUGCAAUAAUGGUUUUUCCCUGAUGCUUCCAGAGAUUUGGGGGCGGCCUUCAUUCGGCCGGACGUCGUGCAUCUAUUGAUCUGUGGCUGGAGCGCCUGCAGUCUGAUGACAUAACUGGAUCUUUCGUGUCGAUGGUCGGUGUGAGCUGUUUGCAUGUUUGGUGUCGAUGGAGCAACAAGACAGCUGCUUGUUCCCGCUCUUGUUGUUGUGUAUUUUAAAGGUACUCAGUGUAAUGUCAGGAAACAAAGAUAACUCUGCACAUGUUUUUAUUUUCUCAUAUUGAUGGUUAAUGUGGACAUAUAUUUUAAAAUUUUAGAUUAAAUUUGUAACCAGCUGCCAAAUACUUGUUUUUGACGUGUUAUUUGUUAAUAAAAGAUGGAUGUUCCUGCUUUGACUUUUGGGUUUAGCAGCUUUAAAACUUUGAUGUUAUAUUUUUGUUUUGUUUUGUUCUUUUACUUUUUCCAGCAUUUUUUUCUCAUUGAAAAUAAAUCAGCUCUUCACGUCCGUCAAAACCUUUGUGCUCUUUAAAACCUUCUUCAGCAUACUUGCUGCCUUUUUGUCUCCCGGUCCCAUGUUUUGUCAAAAGAGAGAAAAGGACUUUUGUCUUUUCACUCUUCACUGUGCAUCUUUUUGUGUCCCCCUGUUUGUUCUUUUAUUGUCCAAUGUGAAUGUCUUAGUGCUUUUCAUGUCCCCUGUUUUGUCAGUUUUGCUUUUUACAUGUUUCCUACUGUGCAUCUUUUUGGCUUUUUCAUGUUUCCUCACAUGUCCUUUUGGCCUUUUCACAUCUCCUUAUGUGUCCCAUUGGCCUUUUCAUGUCUCCUUGUGACCUUUUGCGUGUCCUUUUAACCUUAAUGUGUCUCCUUGUGUGUCCUUUUAGCCUUGACUUGGCAUCCUGUGUGCGUUUAUUAUGUUUAUUUCCUUGUGCAUCCAUUUAGUUUUUUUCUGUCCUUCUUCUUGUUUCUCAUGGGUCCUUUUUUGUUCUCAUUAUUUUAUGAUUUUUCUUUUUCUUUGUCUUGCUCCAGGUGUCUUUUCUUCUUCGUCCAAUCAUUUAUCUGUCAUUGAAAGUUAAAACAAUUUAUCAAAUUUCAGCAGCAUAAUUCA